AAUAGGACCACCUCGUCCGAUUAAUUUGUUAAAAAGAGUGUGAAAAGGUGAGUAACCUGUCUUUCAGCAACUUCUAGUGGUUACUCAAGUAAGCCCCUGACAUUAUUUAUCUAACUCUAACAGUGAGCAAAUUAACUAAAUUAUUAACAAACCUUCUAACUACUAACUAUUCCUAAAUAAUGUAUGGGAACACGCCAUUUGGCCCAACAAGUCCACACCACCCCUCUGAAGAGCAUCCUACGUAAAACCAUUCUCCUACCCCUGUAUUUCCCACAUCUAACCCACUUAACCUAAAUGUCCCUGGGCACUAUGGGUAAUCUAGCAUGGCCAAUUUGAUCUACAAUGUGCAUCUUUGGCCUGUGGGUGGAAACCAGAGCACCUGGAGGAAGUCCAUGCAGACGGGGGGAGAAUGUGCAAACUCCACACAGUCGCCCAAGGGCGGAAACAAACCUGGGUCCCUGGUGCUGUGAGAAUAUCCUCCCUAAAUGCAACCCUUAUGUUAUCCCUAAUCAAAAAUGCCACUCCCUUUCCUCUCUUGCCCACCUUUCGAACCUUCCAAAGCAUCAAUACCCUGCAACAUUAUGCUGCCAGUCCUGUAUACCCCUGAGCCACAUUUCUGUAAUUGCUAUGAUAUCCCAGUCCCAUGUUCCUAAGCAUGCCCUGAGUUCAUGUGCCUUACCUGUUAGGCAUCUUGCAUUGAAGUAAAUGCAAUUUAUUCUGAAUUUCACUUUAUUUAUUUUUUGGAAGGAACACCCAUGUCCAGAGAUACUUGAAAAAAGACAACAAAGGAAGCAGCUAUAUAGGCUAUAGGUGGGCCAGACUGCAUUGUAGGUUUCUUCCAUUUGAAUCACUGCUCCUGUGGUCACCACCUUUUGUUUGUGUUCCUCUGUUUUGUAGAGAUAUUUCUUCUACAAAGUUCCAAAACAAUGCCAUAGCUUAUAAAACAGUAACUACUGCUAGAAUUUGAGGAGAUCAGCUUCCACACUGAAACAUCUCAAAAAAGAAGCAGCUCUUACAGCCACAAUUUCUUUUGCAUCCUCCAUCUUGGAUUACCCAGAAUCCAUGUUCACAUUUUGAACACACUCGUGAAAUCAUUAUUCAUUGAAUUAUUACGUCUAUGGAACACCUAACAAAUUGCUGUUUAUUUAUGAGAAUGGGGAACUCUAUAUUUGUUGGAAACUUGUUUACCAACUUUUCUAAUCCUUAAUAUCAGGUUUUCAUUUUAUUUUCCUGAACACUGUGGUGUUAAAAACCUGUUUAUCUAUAAAACAAUUAUUUACUUGAUACAUAAUUCAAAAAGUUAGUAUGUUACUAUGAACCUUUCAAAGACCAGCUGGCAAUUUAAGUUAUUCAAUAACCUUUUUAUGAUGCAGAAAAUGACAUCCUCAAAUCAAGGGACAAUAAAAAUCUAUAUUUAGCCUGUAACUAUCAUAGUCUUAAACAGAUAAACCCAAUGCAGACCACAAGGAAGGAGCAAAAAUAGUGUACAUUCAUUACAGCUGAGUGGAGUUCACAACAAAGAAAUGAUUUCAGUAACAAAAAUUAAUUUUUUUGUAUUUGAAGUCCUGCAGUUUGCUGCUCUAUGUGUUCCCACAAUUGUGGUUGCAGAGCACUUUGCCUUCAUUUUCAUGGAAAAAAGUGAACCUGUGGAUUUUACAUCGUAUCAACUUAUAUUGGCCUGUUCAGUGGCUUAUGUUGCGUGUGUGUCUUUGAUCAUCUGGGUUCCAGUGAAGUUUCUGAUAUUCAAGAAGCACAUUCUGUCUGAAGUGAAAGAAUGGCAACCAGCCUUGCUCAUGCAUCUGAUUUUCACCACGUUACCUUGCUUUGGGUUUAUAAUUGCCGGUUCUCAGGUACAGUCUGACCCAAAAAAAAUGAAAACCUUUUCAGAUUUUCCUGUGUCCCUGGUCUUAAUGUGCUUGAUUGUUGUGGAUAUCAUUGAACACCUACGUAAAUGGCGGCUGACUGGAAACAUUGAUGGUACUUGUAGAGAUGGUGAUUUUGCUUCCAAUGGACCUGUGCUCACAAACAUAGAACAAGUCUCAACUGUCUCGGCACAUCAGAACAGACCACAUGAAGAAAACCAGGCACCUCCAGGAGUGACAGAAAAUGAGUUUGCUUCAUCUGUAGCACAAAAUAAAUCUCACAAUGUAUUGCAGUAUGAAUAUUCAGAAAUUACUGAACACAAUGUUCCAGACUGUCUCAAAGUUUUAGCAGUGAAUGAUUACAGAGCUAAAAUAUUUGUAACGAGUAUUAUUAAUUGGUUGGAUACUGUAGAGUUAGUGAGAGUCGCAGGCCUUUCAAACGUGUUCUUAACAGGAUGGAUUUACCCUAUAUAUAUAUUCAGCUAUUUGUCACUUCUAAGAAUUAUUUUACAUUCAGCAAAUCCAUUUUUACCUUUGUUGACAGUUGUGUUUCAGGAUUUCCCAUUCCUUUUUAUUCGUAUUAGCAUAAUUGGAGCUAUGGGUUUUGUAACUCCAAUUUUAUACCCAUUAAAGAAUAUUAUUGUUGUUGUUACAUUUAUUUAUUUCAACUAUGUGACAAAAGCUAAAUGCCUCAAUCGCACACAGCGAUUUUAAAAAUUGCAACCCGAUUGUUUAAUACUGUGAUUUAAUAUUCAUUGUACAGUUGUAUUUAUACUUUGCUAAAAGGCAAUGAUCUUAUUUGAUUGCUUUGUGGUUUGGAACGUUAAGUAGUGCAGCAUUUGUUCAAUUUAUGAAUUCUGACUCUCAGGUUGUGGGAAGGAGCUGAAAACACCAGUGUCUCCCCAAAGCAAAAAGGAAACUUGAAAUGAGAUAUUACAAUACUUGGUUUGAUUUUUUUUCCAAGAUCCUAAAUAUUUUCUGCAAUUGUCAUUGAUUGGAUUUGAUUGCUUUUUGCUGUCUUCUACAAUAUGAGUCCACAUAUAAUAUUUCUGAGAAACAUGACCUGAAAAGGUAAUGUGUGAAGAAUGAAGCAACAGGAUGAUAUCUCGCUUGAGGUGGACAAGUGGUCUUCUCUCUCAAAGAAACAAUUAGUUGUGACAGGGAGUUCCUUUUGAUAAGCUGUUGUACUUUUGGUGAGAGUUUUGUGGAAACCUCAGCUCCAUUUCUUUGCUAUAGAGAGCAAGAAUAUACCAGACCUGCAGUGCUCAGUUGAGCUGGCCCUACAUCAUGUUGAGAUAGUUACGACUGGAUUGGGCUGGUCACGUGACCAGAAUAUCUAAUGUUUGCUUACCAAUGUGGAUCUGCAACGGAGAGCUUGAGUGUGCAGUGUCCACUCAUGAUGGCUUAGUAAAAUGCUACAGAGGUAUUCUCAAGGUUACACUGAGGAGUAUUACUGUUGACAAUUUACUGUUGCGACAAGCUCCCAGGAUCAUAGUAACUGUUGCAACUAUACAAACACUGGUGCAGCCUUUGUUGCGAGCAAGCACAUGUCAGAAACUGAAAGGAUAUUCAAGUACAGAAAGUCCUGAACCAAAAGCUCAUCUAAAACUGUCUGAACUAUAGUAUCCAGUUCUAUUUGCAACUGAACCUUCUGGGGUAAAAAUCUACUUACCACCAGAACCUGACUGAUAAUGGACUGGUCAUCUUUGCCCCAAAUAUAUAUUGAUAUAUUGAUUUGUCCGUGGGUGACUAUUUGUAUAGCAGUUCAUCAUGCAUCACAUCCCAUUAAAUACUUGUUUUUUAAAGUAUUUUGUAUUAAGAUCAUCAAUGAUGUUAUUCAU
This is a messenger RNA of Stegostoma tigrinum, 3703 nucleotides long. Its product is annotated as transmembrane protein 236-like. The coding region runs from base 1524 to 2576 and encodes 350 amino acids. The record is from RefSeq and is a predicted model, not a curated record. The transcript has 4 exons. Lineage: Eukaryota; Metazoa; Chordata; Chondrichthyes; Orectolobiformes; Stegostomatidae.